Messenger RNA from Acanthaster planci (crown-of-thorns starfish), 3382 nucleotides. Its product is annotated as origin recognition complex subunit 4-like. Gene Ontology annotation, biological process: DNA replication initiation; DNA replication. Gene Ontology annotation, cellular component: nuclear origin of replication recognition complex; nucleus. NCBI's taxonomy places the organism in Eukaryota, Metazoa, Echinodermata, Asteroidea, Valvatida, Acanthasteridae. The record is from RefSeq and is a predicted model, not a curated record. Gene Ontology annotation, molecular function: ATP binding; DNA replication origin binding; ATP hydrolysis activity.
AAAACAAGCUGCAGCUGUGUAGCUAACUCAGCGGAGAAUAUGAACAAAUUUUAAAGUGGCAAGGGGCACCUAGCUAGGGGCACAGGCAUCCACGGGGGAACGUACCCCCCCCCCCAACGCCAUGGAUUGUGGAUAGAUAAGCUAGAAGGGCGCCACCGAUCCUGCCUGUAACUUCAAAAGACUGGCAACUGGACGUAAAUAUGAGUUCUAGCGUCGUGGUUGGAAAUUGGGUACCCUUUCACAAAGGCUCAUUGCGGGAAAACAUCCUGCAUACAAGUUUUGUGUGACUUGAUCUGGUGGAUGACAGGUGGUGUCACUCAGAGGAUCUAGAGGAAAGUUACGUGAACCAUAAUGCCGAAACGCAGACGAGAAUCUGAAUUUGGAUUAAGCACCUUAGAGAAGGUGCAACAGACUCUGCGAAGGCGUGUUUGCCGAAUUGAAAUUCCACCUAAAGAAAUCAUCGAAGAAAACCUCAAAGAACAAAGACAGCAUCUUGUGGAUCUGAUCAGCAGAUGUGCAAUCAGAGGAGAGGGUAACUCGGCGUUAGUCACUGGGCCUCAUGGCAGCGGUAAAACAAUGCUGGUGUCAAGCGUCUUGAGCGAGAUAGAAGCCAAUCCCCGAGUCAGUAAGAACCUGCUCAUUGUCCGGCUGAACGGACUCCUGCAGACCGACGACAAAAUUGCCAUAGAGGAGAUCACCAGACAGUUGCGACUAGACAACGUGGUCGGCGAUAAAGUCUUUGGUUCCUUUGCUGAAAACCUGGCAUUUCUUCUGGAGGCAUUGAAAAGUGGGAGCGACUCGGCGCAGUCAAUCUUGUUUGUCCUGGAGGAGUUUGAUCUCUUUGCCUAUCACAAGAACCAGACGCUGCUGUACAAUCUGUUCGACAUCUGCCAGUCAGCGCAGACACCCAUAGCCGUCGUUGGCAUCACACGGAGAUUGGAUGUAGUGGAGCUCCUGGAGAAGCGGGUCAAGUCCCGCUUCUCCCAUCGUCACAUCCACGUCUUCAAUUCGCUCACCUUCCCUGCCUACAAAGAGGCCUGCCAGAGGAUGCUGACGCUGCCUUCAGCGGUCGGGGACGCCAAGUUUGUCAAACGCUGGAAUCAAAGCAUUGAGACAUUAUGCAGCAAUUCAACUGUCCAUGAUGUUCUUAAGAAGGCCCAUCAGCUUGACAAAAGCAUCUGUGGACUUCAGUCGCUCUUGCUUCUACCGAUCUGUAGAGUCAGCGACGAUCACCCUGAGAUUCAGCCAGUGGACUUAUUGGAAUCCAGUAAACAUCUCGCUGCUGAUUCCAAAGCAGCUAUGCUGCACGGCAUCUCGGUCUUGCAGUUGUCAUUGGUCAUUGGAAUGAAGCACCUGACAGAGCUGAACGACGGUGAUCCAUUCAACUUUGAAAUGGUGUACAAUGAAUACCUGAAGUUUGUGCAGAGGAAGGCUCACGUUGUUCAGUGUUUUGAAAAGCCAGUCGUGUUAAAGGCUUUUGAGCAUCUGGUUGCCUUGGAGAUUGUGAAGGCUGUCGACGGGCACGGUUCUCGUACACAGAAGGAAUACAGAGCAAUGUCCCUACUCGUCACACCUGCCCAGCUCAUGGACGUUCUCAAUACCCACCCGGGCUGUCCCAGCGAACUGAAACACUGGGCCUCCAACCCCCUACCUUCAUGAUGUCCGACAUGUGCCCGAGACUCGCCUGGGAUCGGCUCACCUGGACCCUCGAACCCUGUCUGUGUUAUGCUAAUAGGCAUCAAGAAACACGAUCAGCAUCAGCGAAGUGUCAGUAACCUGAAAAUGAAACCUGAGGCUUCAACAGAAUCCUCAUCGUACAGUGAGCCCCGAUAAUCAACACCAAGUGGGAACAUUGAUAGUUCUUGGGUGGGAUGUUACUGCUUCAGCUCGUGGAGGUUCAUGCGCUUUCAGCAUGGAACGAGUGGAGCGUACACAACCAAUUUCUAUAUGAAUGCACGGUCAUCGCAUGUGCACCGGGCGCAUAUACGAGCCAGGUUGAAAAAUUUCCCACCAUCCUAUCUCAUCUCUGCUUACGAGGGUGCUCUUCAACCAAGGAGCACUGUUAUUGUAACAUCCUGCUUUAUAACAAGGAAAAUUUUAGGCCCGCCACCGAGUCUGGAGUUUCUGUUUUCUAAUACUGAUAACACAAGGUCCCUCUUAUAACAAGGUAAUUUGUCCCAAAGACCUUGGUGUACAACUUUAUUUGGAGGAUUCUCACAUGACCUAGCAUAUGUACUUGACAGAAAAGGCAAGUUCGCUCCAUUCCAGAUUCCGGAGAAAAACUAAAAUUUUACAGGAAGAGUGGAGGCCCACCAUCUUCCUUUUCUGAACUGGUUGCACGCAAAGCAAGAUGGCGGCCAGUCAGGCUGCACAAAUGCCACUGCUGUUUUCAUACUUGGUCGCUGAUAAUUUCACACACAAAAUCAUUGAAAAAAGUGACACUUUAUUUCAAAAGAAAUGUGGUAUAUUAAAACAGCCAGUCAGUAUUGUGAACACAUCGAGCAUGAAAUUCCUUGUAUUAUCUGUUAACACCUUUUGUUGGUGCCAAGUACACGGAGCACAACCCCUCUUUCUUUGUGAUGUGCUGAUGCUCUGUGCUAUUUACCAUGAUAAGGAACGACUCGUCUGCUUUUCUCAGGGUGACCAUUUCCGAGGAUGUACCCUAUACACUCUGACUCUGUUGGGGUCAUUCUGUUAGGGGCAACAGGAAUCUUCCGAUCUUCUGGGCUCAGAUCAGGAAAAAAAUAAAAACUGUGUCCAUGUUUUCCUUUUUUUUGACGGACGCAAUUAAGGUCCCCGGCUCAUUUCUCCAAAGAUUCCAUUUCAAUCUGGAAUGCAAGUUCUCGUCAGUCCAGCGAUAAACCACAUAACACAGCUCACCACAAGGUCCAUUUUUGGGACACCUUUAUUUACGGGUAAGGAUUAAGAAUGUGAACCACAUGAAUACAUGAAGCAUUUCCCUUAUUCAACAAACAUCAGCAACAGCCUAUACCUAAUCUACAAUACUGAUUCAGCUGGUAUUCAUAAUGAACACAACGUAUGCUACGGGUCUACCAACUACUUCCACAUACUGUACUAUGGCAAUAUUUUACACAUCUUAACUCAAUUUUUUUUGUUCUUUUUCUGUACAUUUACAAUAAUAUACUUUCAGUUUAAAACAGCAAAGGUGAUUUCUUUCUGUGUGGUAUCAUUUUUUACAGGUUCACAGUGUCAAUUCCUGUGGUUUGUGUUUAGUUGUUGAACUGUUACUCAUGAUUACAUGAAAUCACUUUUUUAAAAAACGAAAUUGUGUCAGUUUACAGUCGUCUUCGCUAGCAUGAUUAAGCAAUCUGCUUCACUCUAAAAAUUUCCAAAAAGCGGCUCUAUGUGCCAAAAAUGCACA